Molecule: messenger RNA, 1218 nt
Organism: Peniophora sp. CBMAI 1063
Lineage: Eukaryota; Fungi; Basidiomycota; Agaricomycetes; Russulales; Peniophoraceae
Source: the annotation of a GenBank genome assembly
AUGGCACAAAUGCAAGUAGCCUCGUCCUCGUCCUCCACCGCCGGCAUUCAGCGACGGGUCGACACCCCGCGACCGGACUUCGGUGUUCGCUUUCACCACUACCCUCAGCUCUGCCCCAGUCUACUCUUUCAACUUCCGCUCAAAGAACAAACGACCCGAGAUACUCCUCACGAGACGCCGUCCACGUACCGCUUUGACAAUGUGGCUUACUUCGUGCCACCCUUCCUUCUUGAGCACCUGCUACCGACACCGCACCCGCCCUUCUCCCCGCGUGAGGUCCGCCACCUCCAAACGAACGCGCUCCCGCUCUCGGCCGUUCACCCCUACGCACACGCGCAGCUUCUCUCGUCCAUGAGAGCAUCCUGGUUCGGACCCGAGAACGCUCAGUCCAGUCAAGCCUCACCGCCACGCCUCCUGCUCGAGCAUUUUCCGCCACUGGCGGACCCGCCAUUGCCUGCAUCCGCACAUCAGUUCCCCGAACCGCCUGUCACCAUAACGCUUCAUUCUCCACUGCACAAGUCGCCACGGAACGAGCCGCAACAUAUGACCCCGCCCGCGACGCCUGUCUUACUGGCCGCGAACGGUCCGCCGCAUGUGCAGCUACCGCAAACGGACCCUCUUCCUCCGCCCGGACCCCCCACGACGCAUCAUCUCGGAUGGUCGGCAGCACAGUCCGACGCGCCUCACGCUGCAUCGCCGACUGCCCGUACAACGAAGGUCGAACCAGAAGAGUCAGUGCUCCCACCGGUAGAAGAGAAUACGGAGCCGUUCGUCGGUCUCGACGGUAUCCUGAACGUAUCGGGCGUUUCUGCGGCAACUCUUUUCGGCACGAUGUUGCACUUCUACAAGCGAGCUCGCGCACCGUCGCCUGAGCACUCGACGCCGACGAAGGAAGAACCAGUCGAAGCAGAGCUUUCCCCGAGUCCAAGGAUUAACACGCCGCCGGAGCCUUUCGCACUCAACGAGGAGCACAGAACCUCUUGUAAGCGCUGCAGCGAGCAGCAACUUCCUUGCGGAAACGUGCGCCCGUGUGGGCAGUGCAUCCAAUCUGGCCAAGGCGAUACAUGCGAUGACACGUUCGACGUCAAGAGACGCGUCUCUCCGGGAUAUCGGGGCGGCGGUGAGCUCUUCUCGCGCGCCGACGCCGAAGCGGAGGCUCAGCGAUUCACUGUCGAGUGUGGAAGGGCAGUGUGCAGCCAAGCGCAAGCGGCGCUCUGA